Molecule: messenger RNA, 2098 nt
Organism: Coffea eugenioides
Lineage: Eukaryota; Viridiplantae; Streptophyta; Magnoliopsida; Gentianales; Rubiaceae
Product: putative glycerol-3-phosphate transporter 5
Exons: 2
Coding region: 222-1796 (524 amino acids)
Biological process (GO): phosphate ion homeostasis; transmembrane transport
Cellular component (GO): membrane
Molecular function (GO): transmembrane transporter activity
Source: RefSeq, a predicted model, not a curated record
AAAUUAGGCCGAAAACUUGUUGCCUAGAUGUUCUUGUGUCUGCGAAAGACCGCUGCAUUUUUUCAGGCCGCACUAUUCGUCUUCUUCCUUGCAGGCUUGUACGACAAAUUGCUACUGUAUGGAUCAGACAAUAGAUCGGUGAAAGACGUCCUCCUGUGAAUAGAUGGUUGUGCAACAAACAAGGAAAAGAAAACUAUGUAUACUCGUAUACAUAUCCUGAAAUGAUGAUGCAAGUUAAAACCCUAGAUCCGCCACCACCACCAUGGCCACCGGGAUUUACCGUCUUCCCCAACCUCAAACCCCCGCAUAGGACCCUACCUUUCCACCAAUUUCUGGUCCUCUUCCUCACCUUCACUGCCUACUCUUCCUUUCAUGCCUCCCGUAAACCUCCAAGUAUUGUCAAAUCCAUACUUGGCCCCGAAGUCCAAACUGCAAACACCACGAUCCACGUCGUGGCUUCGGUGUUUAACUCCGACCCAUUUCAAUCCAGCCAAAACCUAGGUAAAAAUGCCACUGGGUGGGCUCCGUUUAAUGACCUACGUGGAACCCACCGUCUGGGGGAGCUGGAUCUUUCAUUCCUAUUGGCCUAUUCUGUUGGGAUGUAUUUCGCUGGCCACAUUGGUGAUAGCUUUGAUUUGAGGCUGUUCUUGACUAUAGGAAUGGUGGGCAGUGGCUGUUUAGUGAUAUUUUUCGGGUUAGGCUACUUUCUUGACGUGCAUUCUUUCGCAUUUUUCGUGAUUGUUCAGAUUUUGUGUGGAUUGUUUCAGUCCAUUGGUUGGCCUUGUGUGGUUGCAGUGGUAGGCAAUUGGUUUGAGAAGUCCAAAAGAGGGUUGAUCAUGGGGAUAUGGAAUUCUCAGGCCUCGGUUGGUAACAUUAUUGGUUCAGUAGUAGCUUCUUCAGUGCUGGGAUUUGGGUGGGGUUGGUGUUUCGUCUUACCUGGGACUUUGAUUAUAAUUGUGGCAGUUCUGGUGUAUUUGUUUCUUGUUGUCAGUCCUGAAAAUGUUGGAUUUGAGUUUCCGGAAAUGGAGAUUGAGAUGAGUGUGGAGGCAGUUGCGUUGGUGGAUUCAGAAAAAGUUGAAUCAGGAGAAGAGGGAUUUGUUGGUUCUGUGGAUGAGGGUGUUUCAGUUGCAAUUGGAUUCCUGGAAGCUUGGAGGUUGCCGGGAGUGGCCCCUUAUGCUUUCUCCCUGUUCUUCUCCAAGCUUGUUGCUUAUACCUUUCUUUAUUGGUUGCCUUUUUACCUAAGGCACACAGCCAUUGGCGGGGUGCACGUGUCUCACAGAACUGCUGGCAUCCUUUCAACGAUUUUUGAUAUUGGAGGUGUUGCUGGUGGCAUUCUGGCUGGAUUCAUAUCUGACCUAAUUGAAGCUCAAGCUGUUAGCUCUCUUCUAUUCUUCUUGUUAUCGAUUCCAGCCCUUGUUUUGUAUCGCAUUUAUGGAAGUGUGUCUAUGGUAUGGAAUAUUGCAUUAAUGUUUGUUUCUGGGUUGCUGGUCAAUGGGCCGUACUCGCUAAUUACCACAGCUGUUGCCACUGAUCUUGGUACCCAGAGUGUGAUUAAAGGUAACUCUCGUGCCUUAGCCACGGUGUCUGCAAUCAUAGAUGGUACUGGUUCUGUUGGGGCAGCAAUUGGGCCCCUUCUGGCUGGUUACAUAUCAACUGGAGGAUGGAACAGCGUGUUUUUUAUGCUCAUUGUUUCAAUAUUCUUGGCAAGCUUGUUAUUGAUUCAUCUUGUAAAGAAUGAGAUUAAAGGAAAGCUGAAUGAGGGAAAAUGGCUUUGGUUCCAUGUGAUUACUCAUUAACUAUAAACUCUAGUCUACAGUAUUAUACACAUUUAUCGUCUAUUAUGUGAGAGACAGGAUUGUUUAUUGCCAUUGAGACUACGGUUACUCCGGUGAUAGUUCGUGUAUCUUACCAGAGAAAGGAUUCCUACAUUGUAUACUAGUAUGCCGGAUAAAUCAUAUGAUUCUUGUACUAUGAUUUUGCAUUCUUGAGCUACCAUUUGGUCGUUCCUUUGUAUCAUAUUGUAGUAUUGGCGGAAGAGUAUAGAAAUCUAUGAGAUGAAAUUUUGUUACCUUUUUUAGAGAAAUGUUGUACUUUGUAA